AUUAAGGCGGUGGCUUACCUCACUACACACACUCAAAGAUUACACAUUUAAACACUCUCUUCUUUCUCUCUCUCUUUCCUUGAUUUGCUGUUGAAAACAUCCCCUUCAAUAAUCUCACCAGUUGUACUAAUUCCUUCAUUUAUUAACCCAGAUUUCAGAUUCUUCUUCAAUACACUGUUUUACACUCUCUUCCCCACUCACUCUUUCACUCACCUUUUUUCCUUUUCUCUCUAUCUUUUUCUUCAAUUGUCUCUUUCCUCUUCUCAAAAAGCAAAUCAAAAAAGCUAAAAAAAACUUAAAUUAAUCCUAAAAAUUUCCCUUUUUUUCACAAUUUUUUGGUCACAAAACCUCUUAAAUCAUCUUCACUUUCUCUCACUAGGGUUUUUACUGAUAAUGCAAACCUCUUGAAAAAUCAUCAGCAAAAAAAGAAAUGGUGUUUUUGAUGGGUAGGAAAUGUUUGGUUCUUUUUCUCUCAUUUUUGCUUCUUUUUUCUGGGUUUUCUUCAGUUUCUGCUUCUACCCCACCUGCAAAAAUUGUUAGUGGCUUCAUCUCAAAUUCUUUAGCUAGAUUGAUGAAAUGGGUGUGGUCACUCAAAGCUACAACCAAAACAGCAGUUUCUGGGCGUUCAAUGAUGAAAUUUGAAAGUGGGUAUUUAGUUGAGACUGUAUUUGAUGGAAGUAAGCUUGGAAUUGAGCCUUAUUCUGUUGAAGUUUUACCCAGUGGAGAGCUUCUUAUUGUGGAUUCUGCUAAUAGCAAUCUUUACCGGAUCUCUUCUGCACUUUCUCUCUACAGUAGACCUAAGCUGGUUGCUGGAUCACCGGAAGGAUACUCUGGACAUGUUGAUGGGAAGUACAGGGAAGCGAGGUUGAACCAUCCGAAAGGUGUUGCUGUUGAUGACAGGGGGAAUAUUUAUGUCGCUGAUACUAUGAAUAUGGCAAUCAGGAAGAUCAGUGAUACAGGAGUCACGACUAUUGCUGGUGGGAAAUGGAGUAACAGAGGUGGUCAUGUUGAUGGACCGAGUGAUGAAGCAAAGUUCUCCAAUGACUUUGACGUUGUCUAUGUUGGAAGCAGUUGUUCCUUGCUGGUCAUUGAUAGGGGGAAUCGGGCGAUCAGGGAAAUUCAUCUCCAUUUUGAUGACUGUGCUUAUCAAUAUGAAAGCAGCUUCCCUCUUGGAAUCGCUGUACUUCUUGCUGCUGGAUUUUUCGGCUACAUGCUGGCCCUAUUGCAGCGACGAGUUGGUUCAAUUGUGUCUUCUCAGAAUGAUGCCAAAGUAACAGAAAACACUUCAUCUAGUCCAUACCAGAAGCCUCUUAAAUCUGUGAGGCCCCCAUUGAUCCCUACUGAAGAUGAUACAGAGAAGCUAGAAGAAGGGUUUUUCGGAUCACUUGGGAAGUUGCUUGCCAAUGCUGGCACAACAGGUAUGGAAAUAAUCGGUGGCAUGAUUCCAGGUUUUAAAAAAAAGCCAGUGGUGUAUCAAUACAGGAAUCAAGGACCGUAUCAUCAAACCAAUAAUUGGCAGUCACCAGAGAGUUUUGAGAUACCCAAAGAAGAGGAACCUCCUUCAAUUGAAACUAGAGCGCCCACCCCAAAGAAAACCUACGCCUUCAUGUCUAAGGAUGCAGAAAAAAUGCAGCAGCAACUGAGGCAAAGCCGAGUUUUCUACAGUGGUUGGGACACAGAAUUUCAGCAACAGCAACUACAGCAGCAGCAGCAGCAACAACAGCUGCAGCAGAAACAUGAGAAACAUCAGUACCGUCAUCAGCAUCACUCAUCUAUCCCUCAGACAUACUACGAGCAAAGCUGCGAGAAAACCAACGAGAUUGUGUUUGGGGCAGUCCAGGAGGAAGGACGACGUGAAUCAGUUAUUAGGCCUACUGAUUAUGCUAUGGAUGCAUUCAAUCAGCAAAAUAUUCGGUUCAGAGCAGGGUACGCCCGUAGCUUGUCUUAUACAUAAGUUAGAUCUUCGAUUUGUUGGCACAUAUAUGUCGUACCUAUUAUCAAUUCCUUCAAAAACAUAGUGAUCGGUAAUUCGGUAUGGUGAUCCCUUUUUGAAGUAGGAGUAUUGGGGGGGGGGGGGGUAAUAAUCUCACUUGAUGAUUGUUUAACGCCUUUUGUUUGAGAAAUGGCAUCCCCUAUAUAUUGAAGUUAGUAAUAUAUUGUCCAUUUUCUCCAA
Molecule: messenger RNA, 2173 nt
Organism: Chenopodium quinoa (quinoa)
Lineage: Eukaryota; Viridiplantae; Streptophyta; Magnoliopsida; Caryophyllales; Amaranthaceae
Exons: 7
Coding region: 431-1954 (507 amino acids)
Molecular function (GO): protein binding
Source: RefSeq, a predicted model, not a curated record